AUGGAAGCGAGCCUGUUGCGCCAGUGCCCGCUGCUUCUGCCUCAGAACCGGGCGAAAACCGUGUACGAAGGAUUCAUUUCAGUUCAGGGACGAGAUUUUCACCUUAGAAUAGAGUUGCCUGAAGAUUUACAAAUGAAGAAUGCAAGAUUAUUAUGUAGUUGGCAACUGAAAACAAUACUUAAUGGAUACCAUCAAAUAGUACAACAGAGAAUGCAGCACUCUCCUGAUCUAAUGAGCUUUCUGAUGGAGUUGAAGAUGGUUUUGGAGACUGGGAGUGAUUCAGCUGGAAUUUCUAUGAAAGUAAUGGACACUUUGGAAGUUGCUUUAAAGAAGAAACAGGAGUUGUGUCCACCACCUCCUCCUCCCCAGUUCUACUCAAGCCUUAUUGAAGAGAUAGGAAUUCUUGGUUGGGACAAACUUGUAUUUGUGGAUACUUGUCUCAGUACCAUCAAGUUAAAAGCUGAAGAUGCUUCUGGUAGAAAGCAUUUAAUUACUCUCAAGUUGAAGGCAAAGUACCCUGCAGAAUCACCAGAUUGUUUUGUGGAUUUUCCUGUUCCAUUUUCUGUUUCUUGGACACCACAGGUCACUGAUCAACCCCAAAUAGGUGUUAGAAUUGCAGUUCUACCUAUAACUGUGCCAUUAAGUGCAGGUUUGGUGAUGUAUCCUUGCCAUUGCAGUUGGAAUUUUCAGAUUUGGUAUGAUACAAGCUCUUUAAUAAGCAUUUACGGUCAGUUUUUGGCAGCCUUAGAAUCACUGAAAGCAUUCUGGGAUGUUACGGAUGAAAUCGACGAGAAGACUUGGGUACUGGAGCCAGAAAAACCUACACGGAGUGCAACAGCACGCAGGAUUGCACUGGGGAAUAAUGCUUCAAUACAUAUAGAGGUUGACCCCAAGCAUCCUACUAUGCUUCCUGAGUGCUGCUUUCUUGGAGCUGACCAUGUGGUAAAACCUCUUGGAAUUAAGCUGAGCAGGAACAUACAUUUGUGGGAUCCAGAAAAUAGUCUGUUACAAAAUUUGAAAGAUGUUUUAGAAAUAGAUUUUCCAGCUCGCACUAACCUGGAAAAAUCUGAUUUUUCUAUGGAUUGUGGCAUUUGUUAUUCAUAUCAACUUGAUGGUGCCAUUCCUGAUCAAGUGUGUGAUAAUCCUCAAUGUGCACAGCCUUUCCAUCAAAUAUGCUUAUAUGAGUGGUUGAGAGGACUGUUGACUAGUAGACAGAGUUUUAACAUCAUAUUUGGUGAAUGCCCAUAUUGCAGUAAGCCAAUUACCUUGAAAAUGUCUGGGAGGAAAUCCUAAAAUAAGAAUGUAACAUUUCUGUGAAGAACUGGCAGCCUUAAGAAUUAUCAAAAGGAUUUUAUUUG
Puma concolor (puma) is the source of this 1358-nucleotide messenger RNA. Lineage: Eukaryota; Metazoa; Chordata; Mammalia; Carnivora; Felidae. The record is from RefSeq and is a predicted model, not a curated record.